AUGGCCGAUUCUUCUAGCGGCGUUCCCUUCCUAAGCAAAAAUAUUCGAGAAGGAAACCGAUAUAUCAAAGAAGACGAAACAUUAUACCCAUGUCCAUCAUCCGUCGAUAUCUACAGUCUACCCCCCCAGCAAGAGAUAAUUACCGUCCUGAGUAAACAAGUUGGUAGACUUGUGCUUGAACAUGACUUUUCCUAUGUGACUAAAUCUGGUAGUGGAGUCAAACCUGCUGAGAGUGAGGCAAUGAGGCUUGUAUCCGAGUAUACUUCCGUUCCUGUGCCUGAGUUACUUGUCAAAAGUUUCAGUCUUGGUAAUGGUAGUAUCCAUAUGACUCUUAUUCCCGGAUGCCAUCUGGAAGGAAGGUGGGAUAAGCUAGACGAGGAAACUAAGAAGUCUGUAUGUCUCCAACUCUGGGAUUUGAUUUCUAAGAUACGUGAUAUCAAACCCUCAUUAGAGCUAAAGGAUCUUGUCCAAUGUGCUGCUGAUGGCUCUCCAACAAGGGACCCAUUGCUGGAAGAUCUACAAGAACCAGCCAGGCCUCUGAUGAGUGAUUCGGAAUUUCAGGCUCGUAUUUUCGAGCGCUAUCUCCACUUUGGUGGUCGUCGGUUUAAGUGUGAGCUACCUGGUAUGCUGCCGCGGUCAAGCUCCUCUGUGUUUACACACGCCGAUAUUGCGCCUCGCAAUAUCAUGAUUGAUGAUCAGAACAAAAUUACAGGAAUCCUCGACUGGGAGUAUGCGGGGUGGUAUCCGGAUUAUUGGGAGUAUGCGCAGAUUAUGAGGCCUGCUUUUGGGGGGGACUGGUCAAUGUGGAUGGAUCAGACGGCACCACAGAGAUGGGACAUCAGUGGUAUUAAUGCCGCUAGGCGGGUGUUGUUUUGA
Molecule: messenger RNA, 876 nt
Organism: Talaromyces rugulosus
Lineage: Eukaryota; Fungi; Ascomycota; Eurotiomycetes; Eurotiales; Trichocomaceae
Exons: 1
Coding region: 1-876 (291 amino acids)
Source: RefSeq, a predicted model, not a curated record